This is a messenger RNA of Eimeria mitis, 447 nucleotides long. RefSeq lists its product as uncharacterized. NCBI's taxonomy places the organism in Eukaryota, Apicomplexa, Conoidasida, Eucoccidiorida, Eimeriidae. The record is from RefSeq and is a predicted model, not a curated record. Bases 1 to 447 code for a protein of 148 amino acids. The transcript has 3 exons.
AUGUUUAAUGUAGGUAGGAGACCGAUGGGCCAGGGACAGGAUGAUGCGUACGGCGGGUCAGAGGCUAAAAGCAGAAACAGCAGCGCACGGGCCUCCGUAGCGGCGGCGCCUGCUGUGGGUUACCCUCGAAUCCCCUCUUCCUCUCCCAAUGCUUCUGCUGCCGCUGGAUCUGCUGCGGCCACUUUCGCUGGUUCUUUCCCAUCCGUGCAGCCGUCUGGGUCUGAAGUUAACGGCGUCCGCGAAUCCGUUUUUCGGGAGGGAGGGGAAAUGACUAUGACAUCGUCGGACCCACUGCUGGCCGAGCGGCUGCGCGGCCUUGCUGUUGCACUGAGCACUCCUGUGCUGCUACCCGCAACGUUCUUGCUGUUACCAGAGCUGCACUUGCUAUCGUUGCGGCUGCAGCUGCUGUCUUUGCAGCAACUGCACUGGUUGCUUGCGCUGCGGUGA